AUGGAGCAAAUGUUGUCUGCACCUUCGAGCCCAGUCAGACCGGAUCCGAUCGAGGCAGAGGAUGUGCUCGGUCCCGCGGUGCCGGAACAUCCUGAGCGCACUGGCUUGAAAGGCGACCGGGUGCAGGGUGCUUUUCAUGCUCUGUCGCAAAUGGUCAACCAACUGAACCAGAGGCUCCACUUCGCCGAGCAGGAACUGAAGGAUGAGAUGCAUAGCAGCAUGUCCCCCUCCGUGGAGCCUGAGUUGGAGCAGUGCAUGGCGGCUGAGGUUCUGCAGGAGCUCCAGGCAGAGCGUGCCGAGCGCAGCGCUAUGGCAGAGGAGGCCGCGGAGCGACUCUCCGUGCUCUUGGAGUCGGAGGUCACAGUCGAAGAGCUUCAGCAUGAGCUGACGCAGAAGGAUCAAGAGGCGAGUGAGGUUAUCGAGAUCGGAUGCACCUUGGCCCAAGAACUGGAGGAGCUCCAGGCAGAGCGUGCAGAGCGCAGGGCGACCGCAGAGCAAACCGAGGA
Messenger RNA from Symbiodinium necroappetens, 506 nucleotides. NCBI's taxonomy places the organism in Eukaryota, Dinophyceae, Suessiales, Symbiodiniaceae. The record is from the annotation of a GenBank genome assembly.